Thamnophis elegans (Western terrestrial garter snake) is the source of this 1909-nucleotide messenger RNA. It is a transcript of the gene ORMDL2, whose product is annotated as ORMDL sphingolipid biosynthesis regulator 2. Gene Ontology annotation, cellular component: endoplasmic reticulum membrane. The record is from RefSeq and is a predicted model, not a curated record. The coding region runs from base 181 to 642 and encodes 153 amino acids. The transcript is spliced from 4 exons. Lineage: Eukaryota; Metazoa; Chordata; Lepidosauria; Squamata; Natricidae. Gene Ontology annotation, biological process: negative regulation of ceramide biosynthetic process; intracellular sphingolipid homeostasis; ceramide metabolic process.
AAACCACCAAUAGGAAGGAAGUGGCCCGGCCGGAACGGUUGCUGACUAGCGAGGAGGAAGUAGGGACGGGGAGGCGUUAGAAACCGGCCGCGUCGUUUUAUCCGCGGGAGGAAUAAAGAGGCUGCCCGCGGGGGUUUUCUUCUCGUCGUAACAGUGGGAGCCGUCGGGAAAGCUGUCAGCAUGAAUGUUGGAGUAGCCCACAGUGAGAUGAAUCCCAACACGCGAGUGAUGAACAGCCGAGGCAUUUGGUUAGCUUACAGCAUUUCUGUGGCUGUGCUCCAUAUCAUCUUUCUUAGCAUUCCCUUCUUCAGUGUCCCUGUGGUCUGGACUCUAACUAACGUUAUCCAUAACCUGGUGAUGUAUUGGUUUCUCCAUACAGUGAAAGGGACCCCCUUUGAAACUCCUGACCAGGGCAAGGAUCGCCUACUCACACACUGGGAGCAGAUUGACUACGGCACACAAUGGACAUCCUCCCGCAAAUUCUUAAGCAUUUCUCCAAUCAUUCUGUACAUUUUAACCAGCUUUUAUACAAAAUAUGACCCUGUGCAUUUCAUAAUCAAUACCACUUCACUCCUGAGUGUCCUCUUGCCCAAAUUACCCCUGUUCCAUGGGGUCCGUCUCUUCGGUAUCAACCAGUAUUGAAGCAGAAGGGAUCUUGGGACUGCUGAGACGCUAUUCUUCCGAAGUAAAACUAGUUCCAAGAAAGUGUGGGCAAAGCUGUGGUUGCAUCACCUCGGACUCUCUCUGGAACCACGUUUCGCUGUGCGAGGCAAGCCAAGCUGCCACUGCUCAAACGACUGAGCCACUGCUCAAACGACUGAGCAGCAUGGAGAAUUCUUUGACGUUUCUGGCAAGGAGAUCGAAGCCACGUUUCUUGUGGUUAGUCUAUACUAGGGGUGGAAUUCUCUGGUGGAAUGAAACAAUAGUUGAAUUUCACGUGAACAUGAGUUCUCUAGCUCUCCCAUGUAAAAAUUCCCGCUUUUGCUCUUUGUAGUGGGGGACUGGGAUCCCUUUCUGCAAGGGAUUUCAUGUUGCUUAAGAUCACCUUCCUUUGAUUUGUAAACUUCCCUUCCUUUUUUUUUCAAAUGUGGUUGUGCUGCUACAUUUCCAGAGUUUUCCCACUCAGGAAAAUGAAUUAGCCUGCUGUGACAGGUCUCAUACUUACGGUUCUAAGUUGUGCAAAUAAUAUUUUGUAAAUACUCACGUGGUAGGUAUGUAUUAGCAUAACUUUGUUCAUUCCAGUUGAAUGCACAGUAUAGAGUACUUUGUGCUGCCCCUCUACACUCUCCCCCCUUUCAAGUAGGUUUUCCGGUUAUAAAGGCAUAAUGUAACACAACAUUGAAGUUGGAAGAUGCAAAUUUAAUUAUACAUUUAGUCAGUGUUCUGCACUGCUUUUGUUUUUCAUGAACCCUGCUUAUACCAGCCCCGUGAAAUUAUCAACAUAAAAAGCUGAAAAGAUAAAUGACAUGGGCAGAUCACUUAUUUAAUCUGUGUAUGAACCUUUAUUUGUUGUUGGUUUCUAUCAUAGUUCCCCAGCUUGUUAAAAAAAAGUCCUUAUUUUUAUAGGGCAGACAUCUCUAACCUGCUGUUUAUAGGCUAAAGGAAUCUCAUUUCUUAUGAGGUUUCUUCACACAUCCAUGAAAGUGAUCCAAUGUUACGUCGAGGGAAUUGGUUUAAAGCACAAGAUGAGCGCUCUGUUUACUGAUAUUUCAAAUAGCCAUCUUUAAAAAAAAGUAAGAAAGGCAGUCAAAAACAAAUAAAUAAACACAAGCUUAUAGUUAUCAGCACUUUAUAGCUAUUUUUUUCUGAUCAAAGUUUGUGCUAAAUAUUGAAAUGGUGGUUUUAAAUUUGCUUCAAAAAUCCACAGGGGACUCUAUUCUCUCUCAUUCCUUACCAUUAACUCUGGAAG